AUGUAUUUUGGAAGUCUGCCAAUUUUACUACUGCUGUGCUUUGGUAUUGUCAGCUCAGGUGAAAGUUGUUUAAUACGCUCCUCCAUUAACAUACUUGAAGAAGAACAUUUCUCAAAUUGUUGUCCUGGAAAUCAAGAUGAAGGGUAUAAUGUAACCUGGUAUAGAGAAAAAGAAGGAAAACAGACAUUAAUUCGACAAGGAAAGAGAAUAGUUCUGAAUGGGACUUCUUUGCAGUUUUGGCCAGCUCUAUUGAAUGAUACUGGAAAGUACAUUUGCACUCACAGUAAUGGAGCACACAGCACCAACCGUUCUUGGGACUUGAAUGUGCUCCCCAAAAAUAAAGGAAGUUGUUUAACCACAAAUCAUACGUCAUCUGGUUCUCCUGCAAUACUUGGAAAAGGUUAUCUGUUUUCAUGCAGUGCUGCGAGCUAUGGUGGAACGGUUGUCAAGAAAACAUGGUAUAAGAACUGCCUCUUCAAAACAGAGGAGGAAUUGUACAUAGGAAAGCUAACACCUGAGGAUUCUGGGAACUACACGUGUGUGGCAUCCUAUCUUCAUGCAGGAAAGAUAUACAGUGCCACGAACACAAUAGAAAUACAAGUGAAAGAAGAAGAUCCUUAUACAAAGCCAAAGAUAAUAGGACCUGACUAUGAAGAAGUCGAAAUAGAAAUAGGUAAAGAGAAGAUGAUCAACUGCACAGCAUUCUUAGGUUACUCUAACAAUUUGCUCAGUCUUUAUUGGAGACAGGAUAAUAAAUUUUUAAAUAUGUGUAAAGAUACCACAGAUAGCGCAUCUCCUUGUGAAAUGGAAGACCAUGAAUAUUAUGAAGGCGGCAAAUUCUUUGUCUUGAAGCAAUUGUGGAUUAAAAGUUUUCAAGAGGAAGACAUCAAUGCCGUAUACAACUGCACUUUAUUAGCUGCACGAAGCACAAAUGCUGAAACAAAAACAUUUACACUGAAGAAAGUUAAACCUUCAGAUCUCUCCCCACACACCUUUGCUACCGGAAUGAUCGUGGCGAUACUGUGUUCCCUUGGUGCCGUUGUGGUGAUGAUUCUAUGUGUUGUAUUCAGAGUUGACCUUGCUUUACUGUACAGGGAUCUAGCAGCAAAAGAUGAAACUCUGGGAGAUGGGAAAAUAUAUGAUGCUUUUGUGUCUUACCUGAAAGACUGUGUACCAAUAUGUGGUGAAGAGAGAGAGUUUGCUGUGGACGUAUUGCCAAGAAUAUUAGAAGAGCAUUUUGGAUAUAAAUUGUGUGUCUUUGAAAGGGAUAUUUCUCCUGGAGGAGCUAUCAUUGAUGAUGUCCAAUCAUUUAUUGACAAAAGUCGAAGAUUAAUUAUUAUACUGAGCAAGAAUUACAUUUCUGACAAAGUCAUGUUUGAGCUUGAAGCUGGAUUGCACAAGGCCUUAGUCGAAAGGAAGAUCAAAGUAAUAUUGAUAGAAUACAUGCCUUUAAGUGAUUUUAGUUUCUUGCCUGAUUCACUGGAACUUCUUUCAUCCAGACAGAGGAUAAAAUGGAAAGAAGAGAAAUCUCUCCCAUUAAAUUCCAAAUUUUGGAAGAAACUCCGCUAUGCGAUGCCUGCAAAACCUACUUCGGCAGACCACCUGGAGGAGGAGAAACGUAUCCCGCCCAUGACGGUGGCAGGUGACAGCGUGCCACUGCCACCACAGCCGCACGCACACGAGUGGAAAGUCCGUGCCCUCUCCAAGUGCCCCUGGUUUCCUGGAACAGUCCCGUUUUUCGGAGGCCGGCCUCCCCCUCAGGUCUUUCACGGCUCCGCUCCGGGAAUGUCCCGGAUUCUACCCAGAUAA
Messenger RNA from Gekko japonicus, 1809 nucleotides. RefSeq names its product interleukin 18 receptor 1 (gene IL18R1). Gene Ontology annotation, molecular function: interleukin-18 binding; interleukin-18 receptor activity; interleukin-1 receptor activity. Lineage: Eukaryota; Metazoa; Chordata; Lepidosauria; Squamata; Gekkonidae. The transcript is spliced from 11 exons. Bases 1 to 1809 code for a protein of 602 amino acids. Gene Ontology annotation, biological process: positive regulation of type II interferon production; interleukin-18-mediated signaling pathway. The record is from RefSeq and is a predicted model, not a curated record.